CGGUACUGCUGGACUAAAAACCCUUCAAGUGAGUUGUCGGGAUUUAUGCACGAGGGAACUUUCAGAAUCUUUUACAGAUGAAUAGAUUUUUAGCGGAGAAAAUAAAACUGCGUUAUCAAAAAGGGCUUUUGCUCAGGAGAAAGUCGGAGGUCUAAGUUUACUCGAUUCAUCAUGGUGAAGUAGACCAGAAAUAAGGAGAGGUAAAGGUUCAGGUAGAACCGAAAGUACAAAAAUAUACGUUAUCCAUUUGAAUAAUUCGACACACAUCACCACCACCACACGCACGCAAGGAUGGUGCUCGAGGCAUCACCAUCAAAUGCACACACCAAGUUUCAUGGAAUAAUUAUUUCGCUGAAGUGAAGUGAUUCCCUUUUUGCUGCACUGCAAUGCAUACCCUGCAAAAUAUUGUCGAAAUGAAGGGAGCUGCAGAGGAGACCGACGCAGUUCAAUUGGCUGCGUAUUUCCACUCGCUUUAUCAAAAAUUCCAUCUAAAGAAACAUGAGAGAAAGCAGGUGCAACGGAAGGACAAAGUCCAUCGUCCAAAGUCACGUCAAAGAACAAAAUCGUUGUUGCUUUACUCGUCCACGGCUGGGCUGCCAUUGGAAGUUCCGAGGAUUGAAAUUCUUGGGAAUUGUUCUCCUUUCUCCGCCUUCGCCAACAUCCGCCAACUCGUUUUGGAAGUGAGUUUUGCCGAAGAAUCCAAAAAAUGGUUGGUCGCAGCGGAAGAACGAGACAAUGAGAAUGACAACAGUUCCAAUGAGAGGAUUCCAUCCCCAAUUUCCCUCCCGAAAGUGGUCGGCAUUGGUCUCGAGACGGUGUUCCAAUUGGUGAAAGAGAGUCAAACGAAACAUUCCAGUCUCUGCAUUAAAGCGUUGGAAGCGUUGCUCCACAUUUUGGGAGGACAAUAUCCUCAAAGUCUGCGAAAAGAACCGAUUCCUGUGAUUGAUUCCCUCUUCGCCAUAUUGUUAAGUCUCUCCAAGGAGAUUGAGGUUGACGUUCCAAACUCCAGCAGAGCACAGACCAAAAUUUCCACCGCGGAACAAAUGACCUCUCUCGCGACGGCUUGUCUGAUCAGCUUGGCAAUUGCCAGGGGCGAAUCCAAGCUCAUGUUGGAAGCAAUUUCCUCACUUUUCAUGUGCCCUGAGAAACUCGCAACGCAAAAAUUUGAUAAUCCAGACAUUUUAAAGUCGUUACAACGAAGUACUCACGCGAUUUUAGUGGGCAGACCUAUCCUUCCACAAUGGUUAUCUCACGGAAUUCCCAUCAACUCUUGCGUUGAUUCCUUUCCUGUAAAUUACCCUCCAGAUCCACCAGGAAGUGUGUUCAGUGCUAAAAGUUUAGCUACAGAUGGUCGCUAUCUAUUUCUUCAUUGCUCAAGAGGAAUUUACAAAAUUGGAUCCGGUUGCUUUGGAACGAUCAAAGGACGGAUUUACGUUUCUGAUCCGAAUUUUCAUCUGUCUGAAAAAAUUUGGCUCGGAUGGGCAAGUGGGAAACUAUUUUACCGAAUAGUAAAUAGCGGAGAUUCUCACCUUAAAGUGUUGAACGAAAACACAUUCGAAGUUAAGGAAGUCAUCAAGACUUUGGAGGAUGGGAGCGUGACCAUGUUCUCCGAUGGACUGCAUGUGGGUGCCAUUGUUCCUUCGAAAGAUGACGGUUUCGUGGCACGGACUGUUUGGAUGGAGACUGCAAAUGUUACUUGGGAUACGUUUAUAGACCUUAACCUUAGACUUGUGAAAAAGUCGUUGGAAGUUUCCGGCCCAUGCCCGUGGGACAACGAGUCCACUCCACGGUCGAUUGUGACUGGCAUUGAUGAAGAUGUUGUCACCAUUUGUGCAGGAAAAGAUUUCGCUUUACUACGAACACAACAUGGAAGGAUAUUGUACUGCGGGAAAGGGGCAAGUUUAGGACAGAAAUCUGGAAUCACUAAAUGUUCCAAAUGGUUGGAACUUAGUCUGACAAAGUGCCCACGAUUCAUCCAAUGUGCCGUUGGUCAUGAAGGAAUUCACGCCUUGCUCUUAGCAGAAGAUGGAACUGCAUAUUUCGUUGGAACUCCGAAACGAGGAGAGGACGGUGAUCAAGCUAAACCACGACGUGUUGCCAAAGCCUCCAAGCCGAAAAAAGUAAUUAGAAUGGAAGGGUAUGACGUAACAUCUGUGGCUUGUAACAAUGGAACCUCCGCCUUUGUGACACGAAUUGGAGACGUUUACAUGUUUGGGAAGGACACGGCUCAUUGUGACCCAACCACAGGGUGCUUGAUAGCCUUGAGGGGAGUCUUCGUAUCGCAAAUUGUUAUGGGAAAAGCACACAGUAUAAUUCUUAGUGGGGAUGGUAAGGUGUACACCAUGGGGAUUAACAAUCGAGGUCAGUGUGGGAGGACCUGGUCCCCGCAAAAGGAUGGUAAAUUUCCUGUCUCAUACGGUUGUGCGGAUGUGUUGGAGGAUGACGAUGGAGAAUGGGAGGAAGCGUCUGCAGCAGCAAUUGGUCCUCCAGAACAGGAAGGAAUUUGCCCGACAGGGUCACAUCGCUGGAAACAUGAGCAGUGCAUGAUUUGUACAAUUUGCAGAGAGUGCACCGGCUACGGGAGUGCUUGCAUAUCUGCCCUAAGACCAGAUCGGAAUCCAGGACAGGAGUGCGGAUGUGGCGUUGGCGACGCUGGGUGUGCAGAGUGUGGAUCGUGUAGGGUGUGUGCACGUGAAGGCAUUGACGAUCAAGAUUACGUCGUCAUUGAUGCGCAACGAGUCUUGGAUCCUGUUGGUGGUGACUUGUUGCAAGUGGAAGAAGAGCGAAUUGUUCCGUUGGAUGAUCAUCAAGAGAAACGCUCAAAACCAUCGUCAAAGACAACGAAAACUCGUGGAAAGGAAAAUUCCAUGACUUCCUUUCCACCAAGUCGGCUAAAUCUUCCAACUGCUUACCAAGUCAUUCAAGUGGCUUCUGGUUUGCAUCAUUCUGUGAUUUUGGACUCGAACGGAUCAGUUUUUGUCUGUGGAAGCAAUUCCUUUGGGCAGUUGGGUUUGGGCGACUUAUCGCCUCGACAUACUCCAUCCAAAAUACGUUUCCCAGAUCCUGAUACAAAAAUUAAACAAAUUGCUGCUGGUAGCUAUCACACUGUUGCCUUGGACUCUAGCGGAGUUGUGUUUACCUGUGGAUCUCACACGAAAGGGCAGUUGGCUCGCCAACCUGAUGAAAAUAAGACUGAUCCAUUUUGGUUUUCCAAAAUGGUUGCUAUACCAAACGUUGGUUCAAAAUGUGGACGAAGAGCGACUUGGAUCAAUGCUUCUGGUGAUGCCACAUUUAUCAAGUUAGAAGUCAGCUUAAUUAGCCCAAAAAUGCUACAAAAGUCAACAGUUACAGCUAAUGCUUCUGCAAUCUUAAUCAUUCCCCCGGUUGCUUGUGCAAAGUCGGCAUCCGUAAUCAUGAUCAACAGGAAGGACGGAUGUUGCUCAUACUUUGAGGGCGAAAAGAACCUUGGUUUGGCUACAAGUGCCGCAACGUUGGACCCCGUUUAUGAUUUUCUGUGGACGUAUGAAUGGAGAACUCAUUUUAUGAAAUGCUACAACGUUAUCGCAACCGCAGUCAGAAAUCCAGAAAUCGAAUCCAACACUUGGCUUACCAAACCACCCUACGCAAUCCCAGUCUCUCCUUGUGCUAAACUUGAACGGUGGCAAGCUGGGGCGAAUUUGUUGGCUUGUUUGGACAGUUUAAUUGCAGCGAAUAUUCAAGGAAUGUCUGUAAAUCAUGAUGAGCAGGCGGUGGUUGCCGUUUUAUCGAAACUUUACAGCAGGGAUGACUACUCUGCCGUGUGCCGGUUCGAAAGUCAUGGUGGCGGCUGGGGAUAUUCUGGGCACAGCGUUGAAGCUGUUAGAUUUUCGUGUGACUCGGACAUUGUGAUUGGAGGGUUCGGACUGUUUGGGGGACGUGGAGAGUACUGUGCUAAAAUUAAGAUUUUCGACAUUGGCCCCGAAGGAAGUGAGAACGAGGGUGACGGGGAGCUGUUGGCAGAAACUGAGGAAGUUCCGUAUGAAUGCGGCCCACGCCAGAAAUUUCGGAUGAUGUUUGAAGAUCCCAUACCUCUCCAAGGGGGACGGUGGUACGUUGCCUGGGCGCACAUUACUGGACCCUCCAGCGAUUGUGGGUCUAGUGGUCAGAGUCUCGUCGUAACAGAAGACCUGAUCACAUUUCACUUCAAGUCUUCAAAAAAGUCAAACAACGGGACUGAUAUGAACGCUGGACAAAUACCCCAAAUUCUGUACCGCUUGAUGACCUCUGAUCAAAAUACGUUUGGGACCAAGCCAAAACCACAAAUGGAGCCCAUAUACCUUCUGACGAACGACUUCAUAUCCAUGUUUUCUCAUACGAGCAUACAAACGCUUAUGAGUCUGAUAACAUGGUGCUGGGAGGAAAUGCAACUGCUCUGCGCUUCCGAAGACGUCGAUAUUUUCAAAGCUGAGCUUAUGGAAUUUGUCACUAGCUGUGGUUUACGUAUAAUUGAGUUUAGCAUCAAUCAAGCAUAUCCUGUUAAAGGUUUUAGUCGUUUAAGCCAAACGGAAAGUUCCUGCAUGGCCGAGGCAGUUGGGGAAGUUAGAACUACGAUACAAGCCAUGAUGUCCUGCAAAAUUGAACCUCGAGGUCCAAUAGCUCACACGAUUGAAAAUAUUAUGAAACAGACAAGCAAAACAUUUGUCAACUGCUUUCAAAUUUUUUAUCCCACAUCUGUCCUAAAGUGGGAGUGUCUUUCCAACUUUAUGAACCUGUAUUUCGAUGAGCCACAAAAAUAUGCAAGGAUGCUCAGCGCCAUUUUGGAAGCUCUUUGUCACUGUAGAGGUUAUUUGUUGGGCGUCUUUCCAAUUUUGAAUAGCAUAUCACGUCACCACUUUGAAAACUCUAGUAGGUCGUUCGUCCUCAAUGACGACUCUCCGAAUAAACCACUCCCGUCCAAAAACCAAAUAUUGAUCAGUCAAAUGGCGGCACGGAAUGAUGUUGAAGGUUUCUCUAGGUCAGAAUGGACCUUCUGGGAGGUCCUUGAAAACGUGUUGGAAGUGAUCAAUCGAGACAGUGGAAACGUUGAGCCAGCCACGAAGUCACUUGUUCAUAACUCGUCGAUUCUUUUGGCACGCUUGAUGGAGGAACUUGUUUCUCAUGCAUCCGGGACUUAUGCCGAACUGGAGAGCAUUAUUGGACAACUCGUUUUGGUAACACCGUCCCGAUUUACACGCACAAACCAAAGUAAAACAUGGAAUACUGGGAAUGGGUCGCCAGACGCUGUGUGUUUUGUAACCGAUCAGGCCGGAGUAAUUGUGUUUGGUUCCUGUAUUUAUUCCGGUACUGGAAAUUAUGAGUAUGAGCUGGACAUUUUGCAAGAGGUGGAUGAAGAUAAUGCGGAAAGUUGUGAACAGCAAAAUGCAAAGUGGACGACAAUUGAAUCUGCGAGAGGCAGUUUUGAGUCUGAUGAUAGUUUUGGCGAUAUCAUGGAAAUUAAAUUUCCUCAUCCAGUUCAUAUCAAGGUUGGCGUUAAAUAUGCAAUAAGACUGAAAAAUCAUGGGGCACGCACUUGUAACGGAGAUGGCGGAAUCACUGUACUUCGUUGCUCGGAUGGAACUGUUUUCACUUUCAGUUCUUGUUCGUUAAGUUUCAAUGGAACUAACCAAAUCCGAGGACAAAUCCCACACAUUUUGUAUUUUCGAAACCCAGAUGACUCCGAGUCUCGUUUGAAAGCUAAAGCCAUUAGUGAGAUGCAAGCACGGAAAUGUGCUCAGAAAAUGUCCAAAUCAAUUUUCGAUAGUGCUAAAAAAUUAUUCGUAAAAGCUUCUUCCGAUAUGAACGAAUUAUCAAAGUCUUGCCUUGUGACCACUCUGAUGCCAUCAAUCAUGGCGCAUCUUCCUCGGUUAGCAGUGUCAAAUUUGAGAAGUUGUGUCGACUUGCUCGGACAAAUUACAAGAAUCAUGCCGACUGUAUCCGAUCUAAAUAACCGCCUCCUGGUAGAGGACGAUAAUAAGAUUGAAAAUAAUUUAAGCGAUUCUAUUCAUUUUGCGUGGGUUGAAAGUGAGCAUCCCUACAAACCUGCAGUGGUUACACAUUACAAAGUCAAAUUCCCUCCAAAUGUGCAAAUAAUGGCGAUUGAGUUUGACCCAAGGUGCUGUACAGCCCAAAUAGAGGAUAGCGUCAGGCUCUACAUUCCCAGAGGUGCUGUCGCCCCAGAUCCACAAACCAAAGACAACAAGUCGUCAAAUUCUCCAGAAGCCGGAUCCGCAGAAGAGCAAGAUUCUUACAGCAACUAUAUCGCAAUUCUGGACAAGUACUCGAGAAAGGAGAACUGGCCUAAGAAAGCUGUCAUUCUACCAGGAAAUGAAGUUCUAUUCUCACUGGAAACCGCGUCAGAUUACACUCGAGCAGAGAAAGAUCAGUACUUUGGAUUCCGAUGUCUCGUCUGUGGUUUCGAAGUGAAUCAUUACGAAGGCCUGCAACGACUGGAGAUGGAACUCACAUUUCUAGGAGGACUCUGUGCAUUCGAAUUGGUGAAGAAGGACAUUGUGCUGCCCCCAGUUUCAACCGAAGAAGUCGAAGCAUCUUUGGAGACUUUGCCAUCGGAUGAAAAGAUGAUGGAAGUAUGUGCCAAACACCAGCAAUUGUUUUCGAAAGGGAUCGGGCUUGAAUAUUUCCCAGACGUGCACGAAGCCCUGGAUGGAAUUGUUCCACUAAGAGAGAAGUCGAAGGAACGUGAGUUUGUGGCCAAUUUUGUUGCUCGAACGCCCAAUACGAGCGGAGAAAGGCUCGCCAAUUGGUUGCAACCGGAAUCAUUCAUCGACCCCAAGAAAUGCGAGAUUAGCGUUCCACAAGAAAGUAUCAAGCGAGGAGUGCAAACUAGCUUUACGAUCGUGACCAGGGACCAAUACUUUGAACUUGUUGUAGCUCAUCAUUUACAGGUGGAAGUGAAAGCAGUUCCAUUGCUGUCCUCAAAUGAAGCUGGAAAUAUUGAUGGGAGCCCAAACAAUUCGGACCACAGCCCGAUUUUAGACGCGUCGAAAUUUCCAACUAGUGGUUCUCAUCGUGUCAGCUUUUCAUACCCGAAAGGAUACUUUUCCCAGAACCCGUCCGGUUUGGAGAACUUGAUUGGAACUUUGGUGGUUCCGUACCAGGUCACUGUGAAGGAUAAGAUGCGAUAUCAUUCCAUUACAAUGAUGAAGGACUAUGAAAACGUGUCGUUUGAAGAGCUCAGAGUGUUGUCACCAUUUCAGAGGUUCAGAUCUUCAGAGUCCAUGUUGGUGAGGCAAAGUAACAGUGGAAAUUAUACCGCCACCUGGACUCCAUCUUGCACAGGUCCCUAUCAAAUUGCUGUCACGGUUGAUGGCUACUCCAUUUCUGAAACGUGCGUAGUAAAAGUGGAGGAAAGUUCGGAAAAGACCUUUUCAAGUAGAAAGUCUGCUGAAGGAACUGCAGAAGUUCCGGGGCAGCAGUUUCUCAAAAAGAGAAAAUUCAAGACCACCAACUCUGCCGGAUUAAGGAUUCGUGCGCAUACGUCCCUUCAAAGCGAGCAGAUUGGGGUCAUUCCGGUCAACGGAGUGAUCGAGUUCACCCAGGAGAUUCACAAUGACGACGGAAUUUGGGUGAAACUGGACGAGUCCUCGCUUUACGCCUAUUGCGAAGGGACUCAGCCACAGUCGAGGAACUUCCGGGUGGAAGGUUGGUGUUUGCAGUACAAUCAGCACGUGGGAAGGACGCUCCUUUUCCCCAUCGAAGCCCCCAAACGUCUGUCCAACAAUCGGUUCAAUGAGAAGAAUCUCGUCAGUUUGCGGAGACUAAACGACCAGAAUAUGCCAUAUGUAGAAAGUUCAAAAAUACUCAGACUUAAUGGAAGCCCAGGAAUCUAUCAAGUCGUCAAAUGUGGAGUCUCUGGUCAUAAUAUACGUAGCAGGCCUUGUCUUCGCUCACCUCCAGUUGGAAUUUUGGUCAUGGGUUCAAAAUUUACGGUCAUUGAUGAGUGUUUCAACAAUGAGGGAUUGUGGGUAAAACUGGAUUCUUCGAGUCAGAGGAAAUUUUGCUUCACUUCAGAAGGUGAAGCUUGGUCUCUCGCAGUGGGACAUGGCGAUGUUACAUAUCUACGACAUUUGGACUCGUCUGUAAAUGAAAAAGGUUACGAUUUCUCCAUCGCUUCCCAAUACCCACAAAACAUUUUUCAAAACGUUUCCCCACCAGCCGCUUUCACUGGGCCAACCGAUGUCCCGAUGAACAUUGACUUUCAGCACGCCGUCCCACAACUGCCUCCAACAUCUCUCAACGGGGGUGAUAAGGACAAAAUUAACGAGUUGAUCAAAUCAGCACCGAUAACUCAACCACUGAAAGAAACCGACUCUGCUCCAGUAACUUGUGCCUCAACACCCAUGGUUUCUUCCCCAUCGUCCACCUCCGUUUCGAUGACUUCAUCCCAGAAAUCUACCACGGGUGGUGGGCGUGCAGGAAGUCGAAGAGGUAGCGAAACCACGGUUGCAGAACCUCCUCCAAAACCUGUCCAGCGUAAAUCAUCCACACCGCUUGGAGCUCUUCAGAAAUGGCUUCAGAUUGGGACUGAAAGUCGACAGAAUUCUUCCACGUCGUCCUCGUCCGGUAUGAAGCAGCAGGCCUCGAACGUGAUGGAAGUCUCAAAGUCGCUGGUGAAAGAGAGAAUUGGCGUAUUUGGUGGGGGUGACAAAGGAAAACAGCAACCAACCGUCGUGCCUCCUCCACCACUUCCACCAACAGUUGCAUCCUCUGCGACUCAAACUUCUCCAGAAGAACAAAUGUCCCCCUUCGGCACUACGGGUCACUUUAACAUCGGAUCCACACCAAACGCCGCUCCUCCAUCGGGAUUUCAACCCGCUGGGGGCGACAAAGGAGUAAAACCUUCGCCCAAACCGGAGAGAAAGAAACGCGGAACAACGAGGUCACGAACAUCGUACAGAGACAGAGAACGACUUCGAUCCCCACCACGAGCAUUUGAGUCAAAUACUUCAUUUGGCAGUACUCCCAUGGUGGAUGUGUCCCACAAGGUGGCCAUCGGACCAGGACAAGCGCACAGUCUGAGAGCCGUCUUUGGAGCUAUUUUGUCCCACAGUGAGAUUAUUCACGACGCAAUGGCGUCUGCCUCGUACUUGAGAUUUAUCACGAAAGAAACCGACGGCGGGAGGAGUGAUGCUGAGGGGGUCGAAGUUUCUUCGAGUGAGGUCGAUGAAGGGGUGACUGUCGUUGGAAAAGGUGACGAGGAAAAUGAAGAAAGUGCUGGUGGUGGUGGUGGUAGUGAUCGUCAACAGGACGCCAAUUUAGACAACAAGUCGCUGGAGGUUACUACUGCUGUCGUAAUGAGGAAGAAGCACGGAUCUCCGGCCAAGAGUAAAUGUUGGCGUCACUCUUUAGAGGUCACCACUCCAUCUCGAUAUCUUCGUGAUAACCCCAACAUCAAGUUGGCCCCGCUCGACUCUUCUCCCGUGGUCUCGGAACCCAACAUUAUAAACAACCAAAAUCCCACAAUCACUCCUGAAAAGCCUGUGAUUCCAGAACCUGUUGAAAAUAAAGGUCUUUCAGAUUCCAAUGAACAACUUCCAUUCGCAAUGAUUGCACUGGGGGAAAUUUGGAAGUACGUAAAGUCCAGUUGCGUCGAUUUCAUUGUUCAUGAAAGGGUUACUUCGACCCCUUUGGAACACAAAAUAGCAUCUGGAAAGGAGUCCGGCAGCAAAAAGUGCAGUCAUCAUUACGGAAGUCUAAAACUUCGGUCAGAUCGAUCCUAUCUCCAAGUUAGUGGGCGUACAUUCUUAAUUGAUGACGACACGGAAUUUAAGGAUGAUAUGUUAAGAUGCGAAUUAUGUUUGGCUGGAUUUAAGACGAAGGCUAAAACAAAGAAAGCCCACUUCGGAUUAACUUCUCUUUGCGAAAACUGCUCAGAACGGCAACUUAAAAUUAAAAAGCGAUCUCAUGCGUCGAAGUCAUCCGCAAAUGACCCAAAGCACAAAUAUGCAUCUCAGGAUUCACGACAAUACUCGUACAGCUCAUUGCUUCACAAUGCUCUGUUUUUACUGCAAAUGACCAACGGAGUUCCUGAAGUUCCUAUUCAAGUUCAUACGGAUACAACUGUUGUGCAAAAAACGGGGUUUAGCUGCUUCAAAGCACUAGGAAUUUCUGAAAGUCAAGUUAUGGAUGAAGACGACUCAUUUUUUGAAAUAAAAUCCCCAGUUGCGAUGAGAGACUUUGCAGAUGUGGUUAUCCUGAAAGAAAAACGGUCAAUACUUGCCGCGUCCACCAGCUUUGCGGACAAUGAAUGGGAUCCGUUUACGAAUAAGAGGCGAAAAACUAGUAACGGAGAUCAAAUAUCUGAUGACAAUUUAGGAUACACGUUACUCAACUAUCCGUCUGCACCACUUCAAAAAUUACUUAAAGUUUCCAUCUCCGGCGCCCAAUUGCCAGAAACACAAGCUAUCAGAAAGAUGUGUAACAAUGUGUUGGCAUUUGUAACAGAGCGUCAUGAUCUCAAUGGUCUGAAGUUAUUUCUGUUUCAAGCAAUUAGAAAAAAUACCUGCAGGUCUUAUGGGAUGCAGAUGCUGGCGUGGCUUUUGAGAAAUGUGAGCCAACCCAUGGCACUUCAUGACAUUUUGUGGUGGUACGCGUCCUCAUUGGAGUUCAAGGGAGAAGAAAUGAGCAAUAUUGGCGUAGUGGGUCUGGACAAUGGGUGGUGGCAAAUGAGACUUCACCCUCUCGUCGAAUCGCCAUCCUCAAUUUUCCCAGUGUUGUCGGAUUCAUUUUACUACUUGAUGCAAACCAUUGCAGAUAUCAUGCCAUUUCUUCCAGCUGGGUCACCGUUGCUUGAAAUGGCAGUGAAAUGCUGGGGUGUCUGCUUUUCCAGAAAAGACCAUCGAUUUUUGCAUCGGAGCAAAAUAUUUCGAAACUUGAGUAAAAUCAUGUCGCAAUUCGACGGAGAAAGUGAUUGGUCAAAGAGCAGCACAAUGUUUCACAUGGAUAGCUCGGAAACUCAACAAAGCGUCCAAGUGACCACGUGCCUGCAUGACUUGACCCACGCCAUGGAAGUAAAGGUGUCGAGCAGAAUAGCCUUGUGUUCCAGCUUGAUUGACGAUUCAACUGAAACCUUCUGGGAAUCUGGGGACGAGGAUCGAAACCGGACUAAAAAUAUUACUAUUGUGUCCACUUGUGAGUCUGUCAUCAAUGUUGUUGCAAUCCAUGUUGACAACGGAAGAGAUACUCAGUACAAAGUAGCAUCAGUUGUUGUGAAGGCUGGUCUUCAUCCAGAUGAAUGUUUAAAAAUUGGACAAGUGGAACUAGAUUCUAAGCAUUGUGGAUGGAGUUGGUUUUCAGUGACGCAGGAGGGUGUCAAAGUGAUCAAAAUAGAGAUGAAAGGUCCUGAUAAUACGCUGCGAAUUAGACAACUGAAAAUUCUCGGGAUCCUUAACAGAGAUCCAAAUCAUCCUGGACCUUCAGAGAAACCGAGCGACAAACUGAACGAAUUGACACCAAUGGUCGCCCAAAGAAAGUGCGAAAAUGAGACGCUUCGUAUAUUUCGUUUAUUGUCGUCGGAAGUUUUUGGGAAAUUUUUGUACGGAAUGAGACGUGGAGAAAGCGAUGUGGAUGGAAACGAUUUGCAGGAACAUGUCGUGGGCAUACUUUUCAGUCGAAAUAAACUUACGCAUCUUCAGAAACAAGUCUGCUCACACAUUGUUUCAACAAUUCACCGAGAAUCCGUCAAAAUUAAGGAAGACAUGGAAUCCCAGUUGACGGGGUCCGUGUUGGAGGCAACCAACGAAAAUAUAAGAUUUAUUAAUGCAGAAAAACCAAGGAUUACAGAUCGAUACUGCUUUGAAAUGUUGACCUUGGUGCUGGCAUUGGCUGACCAUAAACUUGGGCGUUCGUAUCUUUCUCAUCAAAGCAAUUUGAUUCAAGAUCUGAUGCAAUUGUUCCAUUCAGGGACUCCUCGGAUACAAAGACAGGUCCUCGCUGUAAUAAAAAAGAUCCUCCCGGAAAUUAAACCCGAAAAUUUUCUCGCCAUUGUGAGCGGUGGAAAUGACGGGUCUUCCAUGAAAACAAAAUUGGGAGUUUUGGACAUGUUCUUCGGGUGUAUUUUGAAAGCGUUGCAGGUGAAAGUUCGUGGAUCACAAGAUGGAAACCGGUCAGCGAAAAACAUUAGCAUCACGGACAUCCUAAUCGCGGAAGAACUCCCUCCGCACUACUGGUUUUUCCGUGGUGAUGGGGACUUGCAGCUGGCGAGUUCUGUCGUGACCUUUAUAAAGGACAUUUCAGAUGAGUCAUUUUCAUCGUUGUGGGCUUCCGUGGCGAAAACUGCAAUUGCCGACGCAGUUCUAUACUUGACUCGGGUGGAUGAAAAAUGCAGGAGGGCGUCAGAAUGUCUCAACUCACCUCGCUUUUGGAUAUCACUGGCUGCCCUCAGCACCCUGCAUCCUGACCACUCAAAGCUCUUAUCUUCCCCGGUCUUCAUGAAUGGAAAUAGUGGCCGAACAAAAUGCAUAAAUCACGACGACGGGGAAACUCUGGCCGUACUCCAGUGUAACGAUUGCGGUGACCUGUGUACCGAAUGCGACCGUAUUCUUCACCUUCCAAAGAAGACCUGGACGCAUGUCAGAAAGGUUUGCAAGGAGGAAGAAGAGUCGAUAAAGGUGGAUCUACACGAGGGUUGUGGUCGUAUCAAACUAUUUUGGUUGAUGGCUCUGGUCGACUCGUCAACUCUGAAAGCAUUAGUCGAAUUCCGAAAUGGAAUCCCAAAGACUAUGUCUGAUUCCGGCACCACGAUUGCGACUACGGGCAGAUGCCGUUUUUGUAAUAAAGUUGGUAAUACUGGACCCUUAGCUUUGGGGAAUGUUUGCGGCGAUGUCGAAUGUCAGGAAUACGCGAAAAUUGCCUGUGAUAGAAUUUUGGAAUGCACACAUCUUUGCGGAGGAGUGCGAAAUGAGGUUAAAUGUCUUCCCUGUUUGCAAGGAUGCUCCGACAAAUUGGGCACAAUUUUGAAACAAGACGGGGAUGACAUGUGCAUGAUUUGUUUUACGGACGCUCUCUCCUUUGCACCCGCGAUACAACUGUCCUGUGGGCACGUUUUCCAUUACCAAUGCUGCAGAUCAAUCCUUGAGAAUCGUUGGGCUGGGCCACGAAUUGCGUUCUCAUUUUCAUUCUGUCCUAUUUGCAAGCUUCAAAUGUUCCACGAGCUUUUGAACGAUGUCCUACAACCGAUCCGAGAAUUAUUUGAAGAUGUCCGGCGAAAGGCUUUGAUGCGACUGGAAUACGAAGGAUUGAACCAAGCGGACGAAAUUGCUUCACCUGGUGGAAGAUAUUACCAAGACCCGGCUGGAUUCUCCAUGGAACGAUAUGCGUACUACGUGUGCUUCAAGUGCAAAAAACCCUACUUUGGAGGAGAAGCUCGUUGUGAUGUCGACCUGCAGUUGGACUUUGAUCCAACCGAACUUUUGUGUGGGGCCUGCAGUGACGUGUCUCAGGCUCAACUCUGUCCAAAACAUGGGACGGACUAUUUAGAGUACAAAUGUCGUUAUUGCUGCUCCGUAGCUGUUUUCUUCUGCUUUGGAACCACACAUUUCUGCAACGGAUGCCACGACGACUUUCAAAGGAUUACGGCAAUCCCCAAACAUCAAUUACCACAAUGUCCAGCGGGACCACGAGCACGACAGACCGAAGGUGAAGAAUGUCCUCUACAUGUUUCACAUCCCGGAACAGGGGAAGAGUUUGCCCUCGGGUGUGGAAUUUGUCGAAAUGCUCACACGUUUUAAAUAUGUUCGGAACUAUUUCCAUGUAAAUGUUACACAAACCUUUUCAUCGUAAUGCGCGAUCAAAAUAUAAGUUUUUAAAAUUGUUUUAUAUUUAAAAUAAAAUGCCAUAUUAUUAUUUGUUGAAAAUAUCCAUGAAAAAAUGCAAUAAAUGAUUGUUA
Folsomia candida is the source of this 13921-nucleotide messenger RNA. It is a transcript of the gene hiw, whose product is annotated as E3 ubiquitin-protein ligase MYCBP2. The record is from RefSeq and is a predicted model, not a curated record. NCBI's taxonomy places the organism in Eukaryota, Metazoa, Arthropoda, Collembola, Entomobryomorpha, Isotomidae. The coding region runs from base 387 to 13763 and encodes 4458 amino acids. The transcript has 59 exons. Gene Ontology annotation, cellular component: nucleus.